GCGCUGACAGCGUAAAUUUAACUUACUGGCAUGGUCUGGAAAGCAGAAGCAGCAGUAUAAUGGUGCCGAAACGGGAUACCGGUUCCCAAGGAGCGAAGGCGGUACUUUCAGCAGCUACCACAGUAUCUACCAACACAUCUUCCAGUUCAGAAGAAGUUGUGAAGCCGUCACUGCGCAGAGCCACAGAAACCUGUGGGGUCGGCUGUCUGAACGGAGGCCAUUGCGGCCAUGCAAAUUCCUGCAACUGCAGUUUAUACCAAGCAACCGGAAUCCGCUGCCAGACAGUUCCGAAUUCGGGGAUGGAAAGGGAGAUGACCUGCCGGACAUGGGGACAGUACAAUUACGAGACCUUCGAUGGGCUAUACUACUACUUCCCAGGCAGCUGCACCUACACCCUGGUCCGAGAUUGUGAAGAAACUACGCAGUCCAGCAUUGUCAUCCAGGUGCACAAUGAUCCCGACUGUCCCAGAUCGCCGUACUCAUGUGCGCGAUCAGUCAGCCUCUUCCUGCCAUGGGAGGGGGAGAUCAGAUUGAAAAAGCACGACGUAACUUUCAGAGGACAGAGCUUGCAGCUCCCACACAGCGUUCAUGACGUCGAGCUAGAAAGGAUAUCCCAGUAUAUUCUGGUGACGCAGCCACAUGGAUUUACCUUGGCCUGGGAGGGCCACAGUUCCUCUGUCUACAUCAAGAUGAGUCCAGAGUAUGUGGGCAGGACCUGUGGUCUGUGUGGGAACUUCAAUGCUGACGUCCAGGAUGACCUCAAAACCAGCUAUGGGCUGUUCACUGAGGACCUGGCCGUGUUUGGCAACAGCUGGAUGGACGUGGAUCCCCAGCGGGCUGCCUGUCCCUUGGUACCUUCCCGCUAUCCCUCCCCAUGUUCUGCGCUCGACCCCAACACGCUGCAGAAAGUGAUGGAGGUGUGUGCAUCUUUGCUUGAGGAUCCCUUUAAGAGCUGCCACGAGUUUGUGAGCCCGUUUCCCUACAUGGCCAGUUGCUCAAAUGAUCUUUGCCUGUUGGGUUCGCAUAAUGAGGCAGUGUGUCAGGUGCUGACGGAAUACGCCAGGGCCUGUGCCCAUGCUGAGCGCCCCCUAGAGGGCUGGCGGGACCAUAUGCCGCAGUGUGUCGUCUCGUGUCCCCCAGAAUUGAUCUACCAGGAGUGCAUCUCAUGCUGCCCAGUGUCCUGCAGUGUAGAUCGCCUCUGCAUCGACAGCAGGCUGCAGUGCCUGGACGGCUGCUACUGCGGCGAAGGUGAGAUCUACAAGAACGGCAGCUGCAUGAAGGCCUUAGACUGCCCUUGUGAGCACCACGGGAUGGUUUACCUUCCGGGCCAGACCAUCCAGGAGGAGUGCAACACCUGCACCUGCCUGGGGGGACUGUGGAACUGCUCAGAGCACAGCUGUCCAGGGGAGUGCUCCGUCACGGGAGACAUUCACUUCGAGACUUUCGACGGACGCGUUUACACCUUCCAUGCCACGUGCCAGUACGUCCUGGCCAAGAGCCGCAACUCGGGGAGGUUUACCGUCACCAUACAAAAUACUCCAUGUGGACCGAAUCUCGAUGGCGCUUGCAUCCAGUCUGUUACCGUGGUCAUGGAUGAGGACCCAAAGGCCGAAGUCACCAUGACCCACGGGGGCGAGGUGUUCGUGGCCGGCCAGUACAGGAUCUCCCUGCCUUACUUGGACGAGGUGUUUCAUAUCCAGGAGCUGUCCUCCAUGUUCCUGCAGGUGAGGGCAGCCCACGGGCUCCUUCUGCAGUACAACUGGGGGGAGUUCCGGCUGUACCUGCAGGUGGACGAGUCCUGGAAGGACGACACCGUGGGGCUGUGUGGCACCUUCAAUGGGAACAGUCAAGAUGACUUCUUCUCCCCCUCAGGUAUGAUAGAGAGCACGCCACCGCUGUUCGGAAACUCCUGGAAACUGUCCUCGGCCUGCGUGCAAAGCCCCAGCGUCCCGCAACUCGAUCCGUGCGACACACACCAGCAGGCAGCUUCUUACGCGGCCGAGAUGUGCGAGCUCCUCAACCAGGCCCCGUUCUCGGCCUGCCACGCGCUCCUGAGCCCGCUGCCCUUCCAGCAGCGCUGCAGGGCCGACACGUGCAAGUGCGGCCGGCCGUGCCUCUGCUCGGCUCUGGCGGGCUACGCCCGCGGCUGCAGGAAGCACGGCGUCACGGUGGACUUCAGGACCCAUGUGCCAGAUUGCGCCAUCACCUGCCCAGAGACGAUGGUGUACGGGACAUGCGUGUCGUCCUGUGAGCGCCGCUGCCCGUCCGCCGCCGUCGCCCAGCACUGCGGGGGGGAGUGCGAGGAGGGCUGCGUCUGUGCCCUAGGCACUUUCUACAGCAGCCGGACCCGCACCUGCGUCGACAGGAGCAGUUGCCCUUGUGUCUUCUUGGGGGCCGAGUACGCACCUGGGGACGUGGUUCUGAGCUCAUCAGGUGUUCACGUCUGUCGGGAUGGUAAGAUGGUGCCCCAAAGCUCUGACAUUGAUAAGACAUGUCCGCCUGGCCAGCUGUACCAUGACUGUGCAGACUUAGAUGGCAGGCUGCCUGCAAGCAAGGGGGUGGAGUGUGAGCAGACCUGUGAAACCUACCUGCUCAACCUCACCUGCUCCACCCACGAACCCUGUGUAGCUGGCUGUGUCUGCCCCUUGGGCCUUCUGAGGCAUGGCGAUGAGUGCUUUGAACCUGAAGCCUGCCCUUGCGUAUGGAAAGGGAAAGAGUUCUUUCCUGGGGACAAAGUGACCUCUCCGUGUCACCACUGUGUCUGCCAGCACGGGACGUUUCAGUGUGAAUUCCGGCCCUGUCCGUCCAUGUGCACCGCCUACGGAGACCGCCAUUACAAGACCUUCGACGGGCUGCAGUUCGACUACGCCGGAGCCUGUAAGGUCUACCUGCUGAAGAGUGAUGUCGAUGCAUCUGUGAGUGUAACCACUGAAAAUGUGGACUGUUUCGACAGUGGAGUCAUCUGUCGCAAGUCCUUGGUGAUAAGCAUCGGGAAAUCCGUCGUCGCUUUCGACGAUGACAGUGGAAAGCCAAAUCCCACAAGCCUGAUCGACAGCCAGCAAGGCCUGUUCAUCUGGCAGGCGGGAUAUUUCACCAUCCUGCACGUGCCCAAUGAGGAUCUCACGGUGAUGUGGGACACGAAGACCACGGUGCACAUCCAGGCUGGUCCACGCUGGCAGGGAAAGCUGGUAGGGCUGUGUGGAAACUACGACCUGAAAACGGUGAAUGAGAUGAGAACCCCAGAAAACAUCGAGUCUGCGACGCCGCAAGAGUUCGGAAACAGCUGGACGACAGCAGAGUGUGUGAACAGCCCUGAUAUCAGACACCCCUGCAGCCUGAGCCCUCUUAGGGAGCCCUUUGCCAAACGGCAGUGUGGGAUACUGCUCAGUGAGGUGUUCCAGCUCUGCCACCCAGUGGUUGAUGUCACCUGGUUCUACAUGAACUGCCUGACGGACACGUGUGGCUGCAGCCGCGGGGGUGACUGCGAGUGCUUCUGCACCAGCGUGUCGGCCUAUGCCCAUCGCUGCUGCCAGCUGGGUGUUUCCGUGGACUGGCGCUCGCCCGCCAUGUGCCCUUAUGACUGCGAAUUCUACAACAAAGUUCUGGGAAAAGGUCCCUACCGAUUACUCACUUACAGGGAGAAAGACACCCUUCUGGCUGCUAACUCGUCAGGCGGGGUGGUCUUCUCACUGAAGGGGGUCUCGCCAGCCACUGGAGUGACCACACUCUUCAUGAUGACCCCUGGCUUGAGCAGGGCGCGACCUCACGACCCAUCUCUGGUGUCCUUCGAAGCAGCCGAAAGGCCAAAUUUCUUCCUGCGUGUGGGUGGGGACGGCCUGCUGCGGCUAACCAAGUGGGAGGACAGUGAGCGGUUCUGGGACGAGUCCACCUACGUCCUGCAUCGGGACACCUGGAUCAGUGGCUACGACUCACUGGAGUCAUUCGCCGUGCGUGGCCACUUCCUGCACUCGGCGUCACCCAGGCUGCGCCUCGCAAAGUACAGCCACAGCGCCAGCUUUCGCAGGUCCAUCCUCUUCAGGCUGAUGGGCACUAACUCGGGCACAUCUAUGGGUCCUCGCUGUCAGUGGCGGUAUGAGACAUGCUUCAGCGCCUGCUUCAGGACCUGCAGUGACCCUUAUGGCCAAACAUGUACCACCAUUCCAAAAGUGGAGGGAUGUCUUCCUCAAUGUCCUGGACACAUGGUCCUGGAUGAGGUGACCCAGAGAUGUGUACACUUGGAGGACUGCAUCAGGCCAGCAGUUGCCAUUGAGGCCAUGACUGCCCGCAGCACAGUGGAGGCACCUGCAGCUGUCACUUCAGCGGCCGCUGUGUCCACCGCAGCCCCCUCCUCGGGGCACUCCAUAUCUCCGGCCACCCCGACGUCAGCCCCCUCCUCGGGGCACUCCAUAUCUCCGGCCACCCCGACGUCAGCCCGCUCCGAGGAGACCACAGGACCUGAGGAGGCCAGGGUGACCACUGUGGUGGAGGUGCUAACCCCGUCAGUCAUCCCUUCGCCUCCAAAAGUUGCCACCACACUUCAUCCCGAGGCGUCCACCAGCAGUUGGACCACUAAGUUACCAGCGGAUGAGCCCGAGCUCCAUGGUACUUCAAGGGCAACAACAGUCUUGAGUCCUGUCCCCAAGCUGACUACAGCUGCGACCAUGUCCACUAUGCUCAGCACGGGAAAGGUCACCACUGCCCCCGUUUCUCAUUGGCUCACCAGCACCAGGGCUGUCUCCGACUUAACUUCCAGGACCACAAGAUCGGCUUCCACGCCCCCCCUCCUGGUCCUCCUAUCCAUGGCUUCCACCACUACCUCCAUCCUGCCCAUUGCCCCUGCUUCACCCUCUGAAAUGACCACAAUGAAAAGCACCCCUACGACCACAGUACCUACCACUGCACUGCAUAUAUCCACUGUCACAACUACAUCAGCUGUGAGCAUUCCACCCACCAAGGUGUAUAGGGAGACUUCUAUGCCAGAUAGUACUGAAACUGCUAAGUUGACUACACGCUCCACCACUGAGGCCACGCCUCUGCCAGCUACCGGUACUGCCAUCAAAACCUCCUUAACAACAGCUCCGUCAAGGCCUGUCCACACAGAGGCAGGGGCCAGCUCGAUACACACCACCGAAUCGACUACACCAGUGACCCUGCAAACAACACACCCAAGCACACUGGAGACAAGGCGUCCGCUUAUCUGGGAGAUAACUUCUGAGAAACUUGUAGCUACCUCCCCUGUUGACCUGAGAACAUCUACUACUCCAGUUUUACCCUCUGUUUCUACAUCAACAGUUAGAACUACACUUUUUCCUGCUACUGCUUCAACUUCUGAAUCUCCAAUUCCAACUAAAAAAACAACAGUAAUCUCAACGUCAGCAAUCUCUAGUACAGCUACGGGCGCAUCCACACUGCCAAUCCCAGAGACAUCUACCGAAACAACCACAGUCCAUCCAGUGACGUCAACUGUGUCCACUCUAAAGACCUCCCCAUCAGUCAGUCUGGAUAUAGCAACCACCGUCAAGUCUACAGCCACAUCGCCAGUGACAACUGUGACAUCAGACUCGGGAUUGACUACAACUAAUGUCAGUACUCUUAUGACACAGACCACUACCACUCAGGCCAUAGUGCUAGAUGUCUCUCACACGUCAGUGAAGUCUCCUGAGACCCCAGCAGUAACAUCAGAGGCACCCCACGUCAUAUCCACUGCCUCUGUUUCAACUCCUACAACAACAGGUGUCAUAACUCCAGGUUCAGAGACGUCAACUCUGCCCGUGACACUGAGUCCCACUGAGGCCACUACAAAAGCAGUCUCCUCGAUGGCUGCAAAGCAUCCAUCUGCACCUACCACAUCAACUGAAUAUGUUCCUUUCAAAACGUCACUCACUCCUGUGCAAUGGACUGACAGAGUUACUACAAGUGAGGUCCCAGCCAAACCAUUCACCUCAUAUAGCACCUCAACCACCGAGGUCCCCAGGGAUGUCUUCACAACAACAGCAGCAAAGCCUAUCAUGGUCACAGUCACAGAAGUCACUGUAUCUACAUCGCCAGUGUCUCAUCGUACCACAGCAGUCUCAGACACACCAUUUGCUGUAGCAAGUACUGAAAAGACGACCAUACUGCCAGAAAGCGAUACCACCACACAUUUGACAUCCAGCACUGAAACAGCAGCUCCAGAGACGCCAGCGGUCUCCCUCUUGACCACUGUGAUUCCAACUCAAACUACUGCUUAUUCCUCUACCACCAGACCACUAUCUGCUGUACCUACUUUAACAGAAACUACCAGCAUUUCAUCCACAAUGACGAAGACUGAGAAGGUCACGACCAUGCUAACAACAUCCCCAUCAUCCACACAUCCAGCAUUCACCACCUCGAGCACUGCCACUUCGGAGAAGAUGACUACUGUACACCUACCUGUUUGGACCACAGAAGAGACUACUAUAACCACAUCAACUCUGGGACCAACUGUAAGUAGAACAACAGGGGCCCCCACGUCCAUAGCAGUUUCUUCGACCGAGGCUUCCAUUAGGAUGACAACCACUGAGAGUGUCAGUGAAACUACUCCAUCAGAAAAACCUCCAGCACUGAGAACCACCACAACUGCUCCUGGGUAUCCUUCUUCACCUCAGGCUACCCUUCUAGCUACACUGAAAGUCACCACUCAUGCACCUACUUCAACGUCCACCCCUGCCAUUACUUCAGAGUCUCUGGACAAGACAACACUCCAUACCACAGUGAGAGAAACCACUUCAACCCCAGCACUCAGCUUGGCGACCAUCACUGUACCUCCUCUAGCUGUUACAGGCACCACUGGAGUGACGAGCAAGUCUCCUCCCAUUACUUUGGAAAGAACCACUGAAAGGACCACCAGAACACUGUCACCAGCCAGCCUAGUCACUGCUGUCAAGACUGAGAGCACAAGGCCUUCACUUCCCGACCGGAGGACAACCACAAUGUCAACCACUAUGGCUUCACCCUCAACACAUGUGGAAACGGUGGAGAUGUUGACAACAGUGUCUUCAGAGCUGUCCUCUACCACCUUGUCACCCCACACCGUAGCAACCACUAUACCCAUGUCCAUGCGCACCACCAAGGUUCCUGGGUCCACCACUGUUCCCUCAGCUAAGAUGUGCACGCCUCCUUACUCGGAGAUCAUUGAUGAAUGCACAAAGUAUGUUUGCGUGGGUGGGCAGCUAAUACUCUUCAACAAGUCGCAGAACUGCCCUUUCAAAGCCACCCCUCCUAACUGUGGCCUUCUUGGGUUCGCUAUCCUAGUGAAUGGAGAUAAGUGCUGCCCCCUAUGGGACUGCCCAUGCCGCUGCUCUGUCUUUCCUGACCUGAACGUGAUCACCUUUGACGGUAACAGCGUUGGUGUCUAUAAGGCCGCUUCCUACGUCGUCUCGCAGCUGCCUAAUGAAACCGUCAGCAUCCAGGUCCGGGAGUGUCGGAGCACAGACUCGGUCCCAUCAAAGUUGUUGUGGAACUUCACCAAUCUUUGUCUGGUCGCUCUCAACAUAACGCACAACUCUCAUCAAGUUCUGGUAAACCGACUCCAGAGAAGGCUGUAUGUCAAUUCACGGUACGCCAAGCCUCGCUUCAAGAAGAACGGAUUCGAAGUCCUGGACACUGGGAACAUGUAUCUGAUCCGGACACCAGCAGGCUUGAAGAUGCAGUGGUUCCACAGCACGGGGAUGAUGGUCAUUGAAACCGACGGCUACAACAACAAGCUGCCGACUAUGGGGCUCUGUGGCUGCUGUGACGGCAGCCCCGCCAAUGACCUGACUCUGUCCAAUGGGACCGCGUUGGGCAAGGGCGAGGACCCGGCAGUGUUCAUUGACAGCUGGCAGCUGCCCAACACCACAAGCUACAUCAGCCACAGCCGGCGCCGAGAGGUCAACUGCUCCACCAGCGACUGCUCUCGCUGCCUGGACAUGCUCCGCAACUCCACCUUCAGGCCCUGCCACGCCUUCGUUCCUCCUUCAGUCUUCUGCGAAGUGUGGGUUCGUGAUGAGGAGUAUGUAAAGAACCCCUGUGUGUCUCUGGCUGCGUACGUGGCCUCCUGCCACAAGUUCAACAUCUGUGUUAAGUGGAGGAGCCCGGAUUUCUGCCCUUUUGCCUGUCCGCCCGGACUACGUUACCAGGGCUGUCUGCCCGCCUGCACUGCCCAAUCCUGCCCCAACCAAGAGUUUGACUCAGAACCGGAAGAGUGUUCGGGCCUAACCGAGGGCUGCGUGUGCCCCGAGGGCACGGUGUUGCACCGGCCCUACUCUGCCCUCUGCAUCCCGUCUGAGAAGUGCGCUUGCACGGACAGUUCCGGAAACCCUCGUGCCCUGGGGGAGGUGUGGACAACCUCCAGGGAUGGCUGCUGCAUGUACAAGUGCGACAACGACUCCAUCGUCCCGGUGGAGUAUGACUGCACGGACGUCCCGCAGCCCGUCUGCAGAAGGAUGGGAGAGGUCGCCGUCAGUCUGGCGGAUGACAAGAGCUGCUGUCCCCGAAAGGCUUGCGUUUGCAAUCAGACUCUGUGCGAAAGUUACCCCCCUCAGUGUAAAUACGGGGAGAAGCUGGUCUCCUACUUCAGGGAGGAUUCCUGCUGUCCAGACUACAUCUGUGAAUGUGACCCCAGCCGCUGUGAGUCGGAUGUCCCAACCUGCCGGGAAGACCAGACCCUGAUAGCCACACGGGCAGAUGGGAGCUGUUGUCUGGCCUACAUAUGCAUGUGCGGCCCAUGUGCGGACGUCAUACCCCAGUGCCAGGAGGGUGAGGUGCUGACCGUCGACACCAACAGCACGGAACGCUGCUGCCCCGCCUAUCAUUGUGUAUGUGAGCCCUACAGGUGUCCCAAGGUCAGCUGCCUCCCUGGUAUGUCUGAGGUGACCGUGGCCUCGCCGGAGCGCUGCUGUCCGCUGCAGACGUGUGAAUGUGCCUGUGACACCAUCCCCAGGCCGAAAUGUCAUCUGGGCGAGACCUUGCAGGUGGACAGAGUGUUCCUCACAGAUCCGGGAAACAAGUGUGGGUGCAGAAGAUACAAGUGUGAGCGGGAGGCGGUGUGUUUGGAUGGGGAAAGGGGCGUGAUGAGACCGGGUCAGACCCUGGUGGAACACAGCCCAGAGGGUGUCUGUUACACCACCCAGUGCACCCACGCCCUGGACACAGCCACAGGAUUCUUCCGCACACGGGCCACCAGCAGAAACUGCUCUUCCCAAUGCCAGCCGAACCAGGUAUACAUUCCACCAAAGGACCAGAUGACAUGCUGUGGGUUCUGCAAGAACAUCUCCUGUAUGUACACAAAUGAAAAUGGCUCAGUUGAAUUGUACAAGCCUGGAAGGACGUGGGUGUCGGACUGCCUGAAGUAUGAGUGUACGGAUACUCUGUCUGGUCCCACGCUGGUCUCCUACCCCUUCAGUUGCCCCCCUUUCAACGAGUCGGAGUGCAUUAAGAUCGGGGGCACAAUACUGAGUUACAUGGGCGGAUGCUGCAGGACAUGUACUGGAUUGUCCCUGUUCCCAUUCCCUGUUAGCCCAUUGACUCCCACAGUUAGCACUGACUGUGAACGAGGCAAAGAAGACGGGAAGUCGUGCCAGAAGGUGACCGUCCGGAUGACAAUCAGGAAAAAUGACUGUCGGAGCAACAGGCCGGUGAACAUUGUGUCCUGCGAUGGAAAGUGCCCGUCGGCCAGCAUCUACAACUACAACAUCAACACCUACGCGCGGUUCUGUAAGUGCUGCCGCGAGGUGGGCCUGCAGAAGCGCUCCGUGCAGCUCUUCUGCAGUGGCAACUCCACCUGGGUGACCUACACCAUCCAGGAGCCUACUGACUGUUCCUGCCAGUGGUCCUAGCCGUGGUAAAUGGGUUCUGCCUCUGAGACCUGGGUCAGAGGCAAGCGAUGAAGCAUGGAAGAGGGCAAACGGGACAAAACAAAGCUCCCUCGAAGUAAAACUGACAUUUUGCAUGAAGGAACACCAUCUCCAGGCAGCCAGGGGUUUGUCUCACACGGGUUGCCUUCAGAUCCUUGCCGUUGGUAGGUGAUUAAAUCCUGUGUUUUUUGCUGGUACACUGACAAUCCCAUAACCUCACACUGGAGGAGAUUAGGCUGACAGGCUGAUUGUUGACUUGUGCAGUCAUGGCUACAUUUUGCCUUGUGAAUAUAUGAUCUCAUUCUAUUUGUCAGACCUUAAAAGAGCUACAGGCUGACUAGUUAUCCAUAUCAUUUCCUAAAAGUUCAUUGGCUGUGGUGGUAAUAUGGUAUAUCUAUUUGAGUACCACGUCAUAAAUGAUGAUUCACACUGAAGUAUAGCGUUGUUCGAUGCCUGUAAAACGAUGGAUUUUUUUUUUUAUUUACUUUUUUCAUUCUAGAAUCUGGGCACACAAGCAUAUAUUAGCAAAAAUGUGUUUAAUAAAUAUUCAUAUUUUGUACAUAGGUGAACUGAUGAUCGAAUACUACUUAGAUAAGUAUCUCUGUGUUUUUAAUGGGUUUUGCACAUACUUAGCUUAUAGGAUUGAAACACGUAUCUUUUUUUUGUGUGAAAUGCUUUCCAUAAAUAUCAGUGAAAUUAAGCUUUACAAUUAAAAUCAAACUGUUCUGAGUACUUUAUUUAUUUAUUCAUUUACAUACUGUAGAACAUUUUUAUUUAGUAAAUUUCUGCAAUGUAAUUAAGAUACUACUGCUAUUCUUUUACAAAAUUGAGAAUAAAAAGUGAACAUAAUUAAUGGUAAUAUCACACGGCGUCAUUUAAAAAUGCAUUUCAUAUUUAAGUAACCCCAGCAUAAAUGUUCAAUAAUUUGCCUUUUUCCUUUUUACGUUGCCUUUAAACUGGAAUAUAAACAUAGUAACAUAGUCUGUUUGUUUGGUGACAUUUAUGAUGCUUGGAAGACGGGCUGGAGAGAUCUGUGCCCUUGUCUUCUGCUUUGACUUGUUUUGCGACAGUGGAUGUGAUGGUCUCACUAAUGUGUAUCAUACUAAUGUACAUUUGCUUUUUCA
Molecule: messenger RNA, 10978 nt
Organism: Paramormyrops kingsleyae
Lineage: Eukaryota; Metazoa; Chordata; Actinopteri; Osteoglossiformes; Mormyridae
Source: RefSeq, a predicted model, not a curated record